Brachypodium distachyon (stiff brome) is the source of this 2077-nucleotide messenger RNA. Its product is annotated as protein trichome birefringence-like 28. The record is from RefSeq and is a predicted model, not a curated record. Gene Ontology annotation, cellular component: Golgi apparatus. The transcript has 4 exons. Lineage: Eukaryota; Viridiplantae; Streptophyta; Magnoliopsida; Poales; Poaceae. Gene Ontology annotation, molecular function: O-acetyltransferase activity. Bases 251 to 1858 code for a protein of 535 amino acids.
UAUACGAUCCCUACAUAGCCCAUAAUUCCGUAUUGACCCCCUUCCAUUCUUCCUUCCUUCUUCCCCUUUCCGCACGAAGCAGAGGCAGAGCAGAGAAGGGAGAGGGAAGGACCGUCGUCGCCGUAGUCCAAACGCGGGCGCCCGCCAGCGGAGAAGAGAUCCCCAAUUGAAAUUGACACAUCGGGCACAAGCUUCUUCUUCUUCUUCUCCGGACACGCUGCCUGCCUGGCGGCGGCGGCGGGGGCUGGUGAUGCAGCAGCGGCGGAAGUCGCCGUUCGCGGCGGCGCCAGCGGCCGCGAAGCAGGAGGAGGCGGCGCCAGCGCGCAGGCCCGGCGCGCGGCUGUCGCUGGCGGGCCUCCUCGUCUCCAUCUUCCUCGUCGCGGCCUUCCUCUACCACGAGGACUCGGUCGUCAAGCCCCAACCCCUCGCCAUCGCCGGGGCCGAGCGCGCCAGGUCUUCCCCCGACCUCCGCCUCCUCCAGGAGGCCGCCCUGCCCCACCACGAGGCCGCCGUCAACUCCCACUCCCACUCCCAGCCCCAGCAAGACGACGAGGAGCAGCACCACCGCGUCGAUGCCGAUGCCCAGCCGGGGAAGAAGAAGAAGAAGGAGCCGGCAGCGAACAAGCAGCAGCAAGCCGAGCCGGCCGUCCUCCUCGACGCGCCGCCCAAGCCGAGCGGCAACAUCAGCGGCAGGGCGGCGGUGGAGGUUCCGUGGGCGCCGGAGCCGGCGGCGUGCGACCUGUACCGCGGGUGGUGGACCUACGACGCCGAGGGGGAGCAAGCGCCGCUGUACCAUGAAUCCGAGUGCGAGUUCCUGACGGAGCAGGUCACCUGCAUGCGCAACGGCCGCCGCGACGACUCGUACCAGCGCUGGCGGUGGCAGCCCUCCUCCUGCGACCUCCCAAGGUUCGACGCGCGGGCGCUGCUGGAGCGGCUGCGGGGGAAGCGGCUGAUGUUCGUGGGGGACUCGCUGAACCGGAACCAGUGGGAGUCCAUGGUGUGCCUGGUUUCGUCGGCGAUCCCGUCCAGGGAGCACAAGACGCUGGCCAAGUUCGUCGGCCCCGGCGGCGCGCUCAACGUCUUCACGGCCACCGAGUACAACGCCACCGUGGAGUUCUACUGGGCGCCAUUCCUCGUCCAGUCCAACUCCGACGACCCGCAGGUGCACAGCGUCGUCGACCGCGUCAUCGCCUGGCGCUCCAUCGCCAAGCACGCCCGCCAUUGGAGGGGCGCCCACUUCCUCGUCUUCAACACCUACAUCUGGUGGCUCAACACAUUCGAGAUGAAAGUCCUCAAGAACCCGAGGGUGUCGCCGAGCAAGUACUCGCUGGUGGACAGGCCGGUGGCGUACAGGGAAGUGCUCAAGACGUGGGCAAAGUGGGUGGACAGGCACAUCGACCCAAAGAAAACCAUGGUCUUCUUCAUGGGGAUGUCUCCAAAUCACAUCGCGCCGGACACGUGGGGAGGGCAGCCGGGAGCGGUCAAGUGCGCGAUGGAGACGGAGCCGAUCAUGAACCGGACUUGGGUGAACAUCGGCACGGACUGGCGGCUGCACGGGGUGGCGCAGGGCGUGUUGGGAUCCAUGCGCCGCGUCCCCGUGCACCUGGUGGACAUCACGGCGCUGUCCGAGUUCCGCAAGGACGCGCACACCUCCGUCCACACGCUGCGGCAAGGGAAGCUCCUGACAAGGGAGCAGCAGGCCGACCCCAGGGCAUACGCCGACUGCAUCCACUGGUGCCUCCCCGGAUUGCCAGACACCUGGAACCACUUCCUUUACGCCCGCAUCAUCGCCGAUUCCCGUUCUUCUUCUUCCACUACGCCUGCUUCUUCGCUUGACAUCAGUGCUACUAGUUCGUAGCAUAUAUAGUUGCUGCUGUUAGCCUACUUCUUACUCACUGGUUUCUUCUUCUUGCUAUUUCUUUGUUUGUUUGUUCGUGGAAUCGAUCAAUCAAUCUGUGAGUAAUUCUUUUUGUAGAAGGUUGAUUAGACUCAGAAACAAACACACGUUGUUGGCUGUGGGCUGUGGCUGGGGAUGAUGAUGAUGGAGAGAGUGAGUACAUGAUGGUGGUCAUAAUGA